AUGGCCAUUUGCCGUCGACAGCGGCAGGUCUUGGAGGCUCUACAGGAUGACCGGCCGACUUGGGAGCCCCGGCUGGCACGGGCAGCCAAGGCAGAAGCAGAGGAGUUCUUUCGACUGAUGCGUACAGCAUCGGAGCAGCAAGCCAGUUGUGCUAGUUUGAUGGCCCGAAAGCCACGACCAACAGAGCCCUGCGAGGAACCACAGGAGGAGCUACCCGUGGUCCCUCGCUCUUGGGCUGAGCAACAGGCCCGAGCAUGUGCUUUGGCUGAGCCACGGCGCCGCGCCUCCGCACCGGCGGACACUGGGAGGUCCACACCGCCCCGGAACAGCUCGCAGCGCCGAAUGCUCGCAGCGGAGCAGCAGCGGCGCGUGGCGGCGUUGGCGCAGCCGCGGAUGCCGAAGAGCGAUUGGAUGGAGGAUUUGUGGCCACGAGGCCUCUCUUUCCUCCAGACGAAGUGCCAGCGCAGGACUUUGCUCAUCCGCAGGGCGGAGGAGGACGAGAAAGCUGUUUUCCCAGAACUCCUCAGCCUGUUGGAGAAGGCCGGUUUAAGCUCUUAUAGCUCUGAAGUCUUGCAGUGGUGUGAGGAUCAGGGUGCCAGUUCCAGUGAAGAGGUCCUGGAAAAUCUCGAGGACUUGGCUUUGGACCUUGAAAUUUCUGAUGAGAAACUGGAGAAGCUCAAGCUCACCCACACCAUGCAGCAGCAGCUUCAUGAGGUUUGUGCCGCAGGGGAUCACCUGCGCUUGGCCCAGAUCUUACCCAGCUGCGACCUCGCUUCCAAAGACCCGCAAAACCGCUCCGCCCUCCAUUUGGCUGCAGCUGGGGGACAUGUGGAAGUGUGCCGGCUCUUGCUGGAGUCUCGGCCAGAGAUGGUCACUGCCAGAGACCCCGAGGGCCGCAUGCCUUUACACUUGGCAGCCUUCAACGGCUUUACCGAGCUGGUGGAGACUUGGUGGAAGCCAUAG
Messenger RNA from Durusdinium trenchii, 963 nucleotides. The record is from the annotation of a GenBank genome assembly. NCBI's taxonomy places the organism in Eukaryota, Dinophyceae, Suessiales, Symbiodiniaceae.